Moesziomyces antarcticus is the source of this 3054-nucleotide messenger RNA. RefSeq lists its product as uncharacterized. The transcript has a single exon. NCBI's taxonomy places the organism in Eukaryota, Fungi, Basidiomycota, Ustilaginomycetes, Ustilaginales, Ustilaginaceae. The record is from RefSeq and is a predicted model, not a curated record. Gene Ontology annotation, cellular component: cell tip; Golgi to plasma membrane transport vesicle. Gene Ontology annotation, molecular function: guanyl-nucleotide exchange factor activity. Gene Ontology annotation, biological process: exocytosis. Bases 1 to 3054 code for a protein of 1017 amino acids.
AUGUCGGCAGCUCCUGAAUCCGAUGCGGUGCGCCAGGACGACCCCAAGUCCGCGCAGCCCGAAGCUCCCGAAUCGGACACCAAGUUGAAGAGGAUGGAUCCCGACUCCAUCCUCGCCGAUGAAGCCGACCCAGACCAGGUGCUGGGCACCGAUUCAUCGUCCGAUGCAGCUGCAAAGCGCACUUCCGCCUUCCAUCUCCCCAGCGAUGCCGGCCAAUCCGACCUCAAAAGGGCCUCCGCUGCUUCUGCCAUCUUCAGUCAGAGCGACUCGAUCAACAGUCCUCGAGCACCCACCCGUUCCAUGACCACAGAGCAGCAUGCCAUCCCAGAAGCGCAACCACUACCAACAACACAGGAGCUGCAGGCUCAAGUCUCCGACCUCACCAACCAGGUGACCGGUCUCAACGAGAAGCUCGUCAAAUCCUUCAAUCGCAUCGCCGACCUCGAGGACGACUACUCGGACGCCCAAGAGACCAUCCGCACCAUGUCGGCAAAGAUCAAGGAGCUCGAAAAGGAGCGCGCAGAGCACCUCGACGCCCUCAACACUGGCCUCCUCGUCGAAAAGGCUCACGUCAGCAGCGAGAUGCAGAGGAUGAUGGACCGUGUCAUCGAAGAGACCGCCCAACGCGGCAAGGCAGAGAGUGACAAGAGCAAGAUCGAGGCCGAGCUCGACGAGCUCAGCUCGAGUCUCUUUAGCGAAGCCAACAAGAUGGUCGCCGUCGAGCGCCUGUCGCGUGCCAGAGCCGAAGAAAAGAGCCGCAACAUGGAGGAGCGGCUCAAAGAUACCGAGGGCAUCAUGCUCGAGCAACAGAAGGUGCUUGCCGAUCUGCAGCGCCAGGUCGAAAAGCUGCAAGCCGAUCCAGCCUCCAAGAAGAUCACCGCCGACACUGCAUCCAUCGCUUCCCUCGAAAGCGACGCCGUCAGCUUCCAUCGCCUCAACACCUCCUCCCUCGCUCGAUCCAUCUCCCAGAGGACCGCUGUGCGUGAGCUCAAGCACAAACCCGCUGCCGACCUUCCAGCCCAAGCUCGUCUCAUCAUCAACAUCGUCCCCUACCAGGAGUUCCGUUCGUUCAUCGCCCAUCUGCGCAAAUUGCGAAAACAGCUGGCUCCUUUCUACAACUAUCCACUCCCGCACGGCGCUCGUGACUCGCUCACCGGCACCCCUACCCCACGCACCGCUUCGCCAGCGCCUCAGCAAGCGUCUAGCGCUGUAUCGACGACGACCAACUCUAUCGCGACUGCUUCAUCCGCCUACAGCCAAGGCAUUGGCGGCGGUCUCUAUUCCAGCUCGCCAUUCGCCAUCGCAGGCGUCAGCCGACACCGUGACUAUCCUACUUUACCGUCCAACGUUGACAACCUGGUAUCGCUGCCAAAUCAAUUGUCCUUGCCCUUCAUCAAGCGCUCCCAGGAAGAGGAUGUAGAACCGUGCCUCCGUCUCGACUUCGCGCCGGGGCUCAACUGGCUCAGCAGGCGUCAGGCCAACACGGCGAUUCUCGAUGGCAACCUCGUCAUCGAACCCAUCUUUUCCGGAAGCACCACCCUCGACGAGGAUCGCAUCCGCCGAGAGAAUGCCCACCUGCCUCCCGCAGCUUGCGCCAUGUGUGGCAUCCCGGUCGUCAACGUGCCUCUGCCAGGCGGUGUGGCAGCUACCGCCAUGUCCUCCGAACAGGGUGGCAAAACUUCCCUCGUACCCAGCAGCAUCGCCACCGCAACUUCCAGCUGGGCCAGCUCAGCCGCGAGCUCGCUCGGCUCAAUCACUGGAAGCUCCGCCAGCAGUGGAUCCAACUCGGCCACCAUCACGCCCAAGCCUUCCAGGGGAGGCUUGUUCAGCUCAUUCAGGCGAUCGUCCGGCACCAACAAAGCCACGGACACAGAGGCGACCGCGACCGCGACCGCCUCGACCGAGGCCACGGAUGCACACGUCGACGUGCCUGUCGAAGCGUUGGUCUCGCCCAACCUGCCGGUGCCCACGCACAUUUUCCGAUUGAGCGAGAGCGCGCCCACCCGCUACCUCCUGUGUCCGCACCACUGCCUCAUGCGUCUUCGCGCCGCGUGCCAGUUCUGGGGAUUUGUGCGCAACCUCGAGCGCUCGGUGGUCUUGGAAGGCAAAUUCAUGAAUGACGAGCCUCAUCCGCUCGCCGCCAGCACGCCGUCCCUGGAGCUGGCCAAGCCGCUCGACGCGCCCAAGAGCGAACAGGUCGAGACACUCGAGAAGGCCGUCGCUGCUGCGGAAAAAGAGGAAGAGGCCGCGCCCGCUCCGGAAGAGCCGGCUGCUGCUCAGUCAGAGAACAAGGAUGACGGCGAUGCCGACAAGGAGGCGGAAUCCGACGACGAGACCGAGGCAGAAAAGGUCAAGGAGAGCGUGCAGGAAGGCUCAGGUGCUUCCGACGCUUCUGACACUGCUUCUGGGAACAAAGAGGCGGCGGAUGUGGAGAGCAAAGCCGCACCGGCUGCCGAGGACACAGAGACGUCAGAGGCGAAGGACAAGGAAGACAACGAGGAGACAGACGAGACGCCCGCAGAGGCAGCCACCAAGCACGACGACGAUGACUUUGCCGACGCUCCAUCCUCGCCGACCGAGCCCAAAGCACCGGACGCGCCAGAAGACGAGCAGAAGGAAGAUGAUGCUACGGACGGCGCGACCAAGGCAGAGACUGCGGCUACGGAGCCAGCGGGUGAAUCGGACCCGACAGCGACCGCUGAUGCGAGCAAUGCUGCGGCUGGUGCUGCCGAAGGAUCGGACGCAGCUGCUGCCCCUGCGCCGCCGCUGCCUCCACGCUCGGUAGCGCGCGGCACGGGCUCCGUGUCGCCCGCACCUGCUGUCCCCCCACGCCGCCAUCCUCGCGCGGGCGCGCUUGCUGUGCCACCUCAACGCAGCUCGAGCGCAUCUGCAUCCGCACCUCUGCGCCCCGCCACGCCCGCCAACACGGCGCUCUUCCUCGACCGCCUCGACGCCAUGGAGUGGGAGGACAAGAUGUGGACCGAACUCACCAAGCUCAAGGAAGAGCUCUGGCGCGCACGCAUCGGUUUGGUCACCGACGACGCCACCAUCUGA